Molecule: messenger RNA, 480 nt
Organism: Talaromyces rugulosus
Lineage: Eukaryota; Fungi; Ascomycota; Eurotiomycetes; Eurotiales; Trichocomaceae
Exons: 4
Coding region: 1-480 (159 amino acids)
Biological process (GO): mitochondrial electron transport, cytochrome c to oxygen
Cellular component (GO): mitochondrial inner membrane
Source: RefSeq, a predicted model, not a curated record
AUGGCUUCCACCACCCUCUUCCGCCUCGCCACGCGCUCGGUGCGCCCGGCCACCUUUGCUCGCGCUGCCUACGUCCGUCCCAGCCUUCCCACUCGCGUUACGGCUGCUGCCAGCUUUGUCGCCGCCAACAACUUCAGCAUCUCCGCCAAGCUUCGCAGCGGUCACGAGGAGGAGACCUACGAGGAGUUCUCGGCCAGAUAUGAGAAGGAAUUCGACGCUGUCCAAGACGUUUUCGAGCUCCAGCGCAACUUGAACAAUGCUUUCGCCUACGAUCUUGUUCCCUCUGUCGAAGUCGUCUCUGCUGCUCUCCGUGCUGCUCGCCGAGUAAACGACUUUCCCACCGCGGUCCGCGUCUUUGAAGGUGUCCGCGCCAAGGUUGAGAACGAGGGCCAGUACAAGCAAUAUCUCGAGCAGCUAGAGGCUAUCCGAACCGAGCUCGGCAUCUCUCUUCAAGAGGAGCUCUACCCCAAGAGCGACUAA